Messenger RNA from Ogataea polymorpha, 1585 nucleotides. RefSeq lists its product as uncharacterized. The record is from RefSeq and is a predicted model, not a curated record. Gene Ontology annotation, cellular component: membrane. Gene Ontology annotation, biological process: transmembrane transport. The annotation marks the transcript as partial. Lineage: Eukaryota; Fungi; Ascomycota; Pichiomycetes; Pichiales; Pichiaceae. The transcript has a single exon.
GAAGUGAUAUACGCGGCGGUUAAGCCUAUCAUUCGGAUGUACAUGAUCAUCCUGACGGGCUUUGUGAUGACAAAGCUUGGGUUUGUGAGCGUGUCUACGACCAGAGCAAUCAGCGAUCUCGUGUUACUGCUGUUCAUGCCGUCUCUUAUCUUUGACAAAAUCGUGUCCUACAUCUCGAUAUCGGAUAUCAAGACCAUUGGCGUGAUCUGCUUGUCAGCAUUCAUGAUGUACUGCUGCAACGCCGGUGUCACGGCGGCGAUCGUGACGCUGACUCCCGUGCCGAAGAAAAAAAAUGAAUCCUGGAUAGGAGGUGCAAUGUUGGCAGGAAUAAUGCAGAACGUCUCCGACCUUCCGAUCUCGUAUCUGCAGGCCAUGACAACCUUCUCUGACGAUGAGAUCAACAAGGGCACCGCCUACGUGAUCAUCUGGCUCACCAUGUAUAUAGUUGUGCAGUUCAACUGCGGAAUGUUCCAACUGGUGGAAUUGGAUUUCCGACGGAAACGAGACGCGGAAGAAAAAUCACAAAGCCGCGAGUUGCCUGCAAUUCGCCAAGAUAACGCCGCCCAACGUGAUACAGACGCAGACGACGACCCCACGUCACCCAAGUCGUCGCUGUCUGGGUCGAGUCUGUCCAGUAUCGACUCUGCUCCCGUGAGCGAGAAUUUAAAUCCGCAUGCACUACUUUCCAACACUAACUCGCACAUCUCGCACAUCUCGCACAGCACUCGGUACCCUGUCUCGCGCAUCCCUUCAGCACGGCCGCACCACGACUAUGCUUUGAGCCAGUGCAACUCGCACGCGUCAUCCGCCCGCUCUGCCGCGUCGUCGCACCGUUCCAGCGUGCUCACUCAGCCGCACGUCCAGGAACUCAUUAGAGAAUAUUCGCGCCACGAACCCUACAAUAGAGACAUCCCAACCAACAUGAACAUCAUCACAGAGACCAAUCUAAGCUCCAAGGACAUUGAAAACUCGGCAAAGGCCCCCUGGGUCAGACGAUACAAGCUGCACUAUUUGAUUUUUUUUGUCAAGAACUUGAAAAAGCCAAACUCCAUUGUGCUCAUUAUCUCGCUCAUCAUUGCAUUAAUCCCAUGGCUGAAGGCUCUCUUUGUGCAGACCACAGUGUACAUGCCCAACGCACCGGACCACCAACCACCAUUGUCCUUUAUUCUCCAGUAUGCGCAGUACUGUGCUAUGCCUUGCGUCCCGUUGGGGAUUUUUUUAAUCGGAUCGCUUUUGGGCCGGCUGCAAAUUAACGACAUCCCCAAGGGUUUCUGGAAAUGUGUGGUUUGCCAUACAGUCUACCGCCUUUGCGUCUUACCAAUCAUCGGCAUUUUAUGGGUCGAUCGCAUGAAAAAGGCCAAUUGGCUCACAGACCCCAUGGCCAUGUUUGUCACGUGCAUGGAGUUUUCGCUCCCGUCUGCUACCAUCCAGGUGUACCUGACGGCCAGCAACAUGGACCCAGAGGAUGAGAACCCGCUGCAGAUCAACUGUCUUUCGCUGUAUCUGAUUGUUCAAUAUACCUCGCUGGUGGUGACGAUGCCGAUAGUUGUCUGCUACACUUUGAAAAACGUGGUGCACAUAUAAU